UAGAGGCUCUCCAUGAACGAUAGCGUUUUCCUUGUCGGCGGCGAACAGAGUCAGCGACCCUCGCGUCAUUUCCAUUGAAGAAUCUCCGACCGAACACCCGAAAAGUGAAAAAAGGAGGUUAAUUCCAUGGAGGGUUCGGCUGAUCAAUCCGCGAAACCUGCCCCGAACGUGUCCAUGGAUAGUCCUGCAGCUUCCACGGUUGACGGAGCUGAACCCAUGAGCAAGAAUGCUCUUAAGAGGGAGUUGAAGAACAAACAGAGGGAGGAAGAGAGGAAGCGCAAGGAAGAGGAAAAAGCCAAACAGGCUGCUGCUAAGGCUAGCUCUCAGACCAAGAAAUCUGCAGCAGCAGCAGCAGAUGACGAGGAUAUGGACCCCACUCAAUACUUUGAGAACAGAUUGAAGUAUCUUGCGGCCGAGAAGGUUAAAGGGGAGAAUCCAUACCCUCACAAGUUUCUUGUCUCCAUGUCCAUUCAUGAAUACAUCGAGAAGUAUGGUAGUCUAAGCAAUGGCGAACAUGUUGAAGAUGCUGAAGUAUCUCUUGCUGGGCGGAUAAUGAGCAAACGUUCCUCCUCUUCUAAGCUUUUCUUUUACGAUCUUCAUGGUGGUGGUUUCAAGGUCCAAGUUAUGGCUGAUGCAAGUAAGUCAGAAUUGGAUGAAGCCGAGUUUGCGAGGCUCCAUGCAAGUGUUAAGCGUGGGGAUAUUGUUGGUGUCUCUGGGUUUCCAGGAAAAACUAAGAGGGGAGAAUUAAGUAUCUUCCCAAGAUCCUUUAUAGCGUUGUCUCAUUGCCUCCACAUGAUGCCAAGGCAGAAGGCUGCUCCUGCUGUUGAUAAUGCUAAUUCCAAGACAUCCGAAAUCUGGGUUCCAGGAAGCACGCGAAAUCCUGAAACAUAUGUCCUGAAAGAUCAGGAAACUCGAUAUCGCCAACGGUAUCUUGAUUUGAUGCUGAACUUGGAGGUUCGCCAGAUAUUUAAGACCAGAGCUAAGAUCAUUUCCUACAUCCGAAGAUUCCUUGACAACCUUGAUUUCUUGGAGGUUGAGACUCCUAUGAUGAACAUGAUUGCCGGUGGAGCAGCUGCCCGUCCAUUUGUGACCCAUCACAAUGAACUGAAUAUGAGGCUUUACAUGCGUAUUGCACCUGAACUUUACCUUAAGGAGCUUGUUGUUGGUGGCCUGGACCGUGUUUAUGAGAUAGGAAAGCAAUUCCGAAAUGAGGGUAUCGACCUGACCCAUAAUCCAGAGUUCACCACUUGCGAAUUCUAUAUGGCUUUUGCAGACUACAAUGACUUGAUGGAGCUGACUGAACAAAUGCUGAGUGGGAUGGUGAAGGAAUUAACAGGUGGUUAUAAAAUCAAAUACCAUGCAAAUGGGCUUGAUAAGGAGCCAAUUGAAAUCGACUUCACUCCUCCUUUCAGGAGAAUUGACAUGAUAGAAGGGUUAGAGAAGUUGGCCAACCUCAAUAUACCAAAGGAUUUGGCAAGCGAAGAAGCUAACAAGUAUUUGGUCGAUGCAUGUUUGAAGUUUGAUGUCAAAUGCCCACCUCCUCAAACAACAACUCGGUUGUUAGACAAACUUGUUGGGCACUUUCUGGAAGAGACCUGUGUUAACCCCACUUUCAUCAUUAACCAUCCUGAGAUUAUGAGUCCCUUGGCGAAAUGGCACAGAUCGAAGCCUGGUUUGACUGAACGUUUCGAACUGUUCAUCAACAAGCACGAACUCUGCAACGCCUACACUGAAUUGAAUGACCCUGUGGUGCAACGCCAGCGUUUUGCUGACCAGCUCAAGGAUCGGCAAUCUGGAGAUGACGAAGCAAUGGCUUUGGAUGAGACGUUUUGUACCACACUAGAAUAUGGACUGCCUCCUACCGGUGGUUGGGGAUUGGGAGUAGACCGGCUCUCUAUGUUGCUUACUGACUCUCAGAAUAUCAAGGAGGUUCUUCUCUUCCCAGCCAUGAAGCCACAGGAUGAGCCAACUGCAGUGAAAGCUCCAGCAACAGACAAGAGCUAAGGAGUUGCAAGUUUUUUCCCCCCUUCUGAAACAGAACCCUUCAUGUUUUGCAAUGUAUUCUUCUGUGAGCCCUUUAAUGAUGGGUUCAGAUUACUUAUAGCCAUCAUCUCUUGUUUAUGUAUGGGCACUAACUAAUGCUUUGAAGAUCAAUCUUGAGCCAUAUUGUGCAAUAUAUAUAUCUUUUUCAA
Molecule: messenger RNA, 2192 nt
Organism: Tarenaya hassleriana
Lineage: Eukaryota; Viridiplantae; Streptophyta; Magnoliopsida; Brassicales; Cleomaceae
Product: lysine--tRNA ligase, cytoplasmic-like
Exons: 17
Coding region: 127-2004 (625 amino acids)
Biological process (GO): lysyl-tRNA aminoacylation
Cellular component (GO): cytoplasm; cytosol
Molecular function (GO): ATP binding; lysine-tRNA ligase activity; tRNA binding
Source: RefSeq, a predicted model, not a curated record